Messenger RNA from Musca domestica (house fly), 1140 nucleotides. RefSeq names its product ras-related protein Rab-11A-like. Lineage: Eukaryota; Metazoa; Arthropoda; Insecta; Diptera; Muscidae. The record is from RefSeq and is a predicted model, not a curated record. Gene Ontology annotation, biological process: exocytosis. Gene Ontology annotation, cellular component: recycling endosome. Gene Ontology annotation, molecular function: GTPase activity; GTP binding.
UUUUCAUUUCCAGUUGUUCUAAUUGGCGAUUCUGGUGUCGGCAAAAGUAAUUUACUUUCACGUUUCACGCGCAAUGAAUUCAAUUUGGAAUCGAAAUCAACGAUUGGCGUGGAGUUCGCCACACGUAGCAUAGAGGUUGAUGGUAAAACAAUUAAAGCCCAGAUCUGGGACACAGCUGGCCAGGAGCGUUAUCGUGCUAUUACAUCAGCCUAUUAUCGUGGAGCUGUUGGUGCUUUGCUUGUCUACGACAUUGCAAAACAUUUGACAUAUGAAAAUGUUGAGAGAUGGUUGCGGGAGUUGCGCGAUCAUGCCGAUCAGAAUAUUGUCAUUAUGUUGGUGGGUAACAAGUCCGAUUUGAGACAUUUGCGGUCAGUACCAACGGAUGAGGCUAAACUGUUUGCCGAACGUAAUGGCCUAAGUUUCAUUGAAACUUCAGCGUUAGAUUCUACUAAUGUUGAAACUGCAUUCCAGAAUAUACUCACAGAAAUCUACCGUAUUGUUUCCCAGCAAAUACGUGAUCCACCAGAGGGUGAUGUUAUUCGUCCUGGCAAUGAUGUACCCAUUGAUAUUAAGCCGACUGUUACUAAUGAUGUACGCAAACAAUGCUGUCAGUGACCGCCUUAUAGCUGCCCCUCAAUCCUAAAACAACAACCACAACAACUAUUACACCUUUAUUCAAGAACACGCUAAAAGCCCAUGUUAUGGUUUUCUUCCUUUCUUCUUGAUUUCUUUACCUUUUUUGUGUACCAUUCUAUUCUUUUUUUCCAUUUCUAUUCUUUAAGAAGCGUUAUUUAAUUAGUGAAAAAAACAGUUCAAUUACACAACAACAACAAAAAACAAGAAAUUAUUAUUAUUAUUCGUAUUAUAAUUAUUGGAAAGAAAUAAAGCAGCAAUUUCCAUCGUGUUUGCUUUUAAAUGUCCACAUCAUUGAACAACAACAAUAACAAAAAAGCAAAAAACGAACUUCUUAAUUAUUAGCUUCAUUCCAUGUUAGCCAUGAGUUUUUCUAUUGUUUCCUUUAGCUCUCUUCUUUGCCAAGUCCUUGGAAUAUUUUCACUUUUUUCCUCCCUUCGUUUGCAACUCGCAUUCAUACGAAAACACACACACGCAAAUUGUCCAUUUGAAAUGAAGGAAAAAGAA